This is a messenger RNA of Caenorhabditis briggsae, 897 nucleotides long. Gene Ontology annotation, molecular function: delta(3,5)-delta(2,4)-dienoyl-CoA isomerase activity. Gene Ontology annotation, cellular component: mitochondrion. The record is from RefSeq and is a predicted model, not a curated record. The transcript has 4 exons. Bases 1 to 897 code for a protein of 298 amino acids. Lineage: Eukaryota; Metazoa; Nematoda; Chromadorea; Rhabditida; Rhabditidae.
AUGCUCUCCAAUACUCGUCGAAUUCUCCCCAAUUUCCCUCUUCGUUCCCUCUCCACGUCAUCUGUCCUCAAAUCGACGGACAUCUCCGUCAAAGAAGAACGUCCGUACGUCUACAAUGUUCAGCUGAAUCGUCCAGCCAAGCUCAAUACAUUUACAAUGGAUAUGUGGAGAGAGUUCAAAAAAGCGAUCGACGGGCUUGCUGACGAUCCAAAGUGUCGAUCGAUCGUCGUCUCGGGAGAAGGAAAAGCUUUCUGUGCUGGAAUUGACCUAGCCGCUGGAAUGUCGAAUAUUAUUCAAGUCAUUCAAGACGAUGCCAUUGAAAUCGGGCGGAAAGGACGGGUGGUGCGCAGAUUUAUCGGAGAGAUUCAGGAUUGUUUUACGGCGUUAGAAAAAUGCCCAAAACCAAUCAUCGCUGCUGUUCACUCGCACUGCUUGGGUGCUGGAAUCGAUUUGAUUACGGCUUGUGAUAUUCGAAUUGCUUCGCAAGACGCGAAUUUUUCGAUUCGGGAAGUCGACAUUGGCCUUGCUGCUGACAUCGGAACCCUGAACCGUAUCCAAAAAGUCGUUGGAAACGACAGUUGGACCCGCGAAAUCGCUCUCACCGCCCGUGAUUUUGGCGCCGACGAGGCUCACCGCUACGGUCUCAUCUCGAGAAUCUGCGAUGACCGUAAAGCACUUCUCGAGAAUUCCAUCGAUUUAGCCGCGCGAAUCGCCGAGAAGAGUCCGAUUGCUGUGCAAGGAACGAAGGAGACAUUGAACUACGCGAGAGAUCAUACUACAGACGAAUCAUUGAAUUUCAUUAAGACGUGGAAUAUGAGUCAGUUGUUGUCGACGGAUUUGAUGAAUAGUGCAUUGGCGGCGAUGAACAAGAAGAAGGCCACUUAUGAGGAUGUUUGA